AUGGAGAGCGAAGAUUUUUGUUCUGCCGACGAGGAUUUAUCAGACCAAACAAUUGACAAGGAUAGUACUGAUGAAAAUGAUACUAUCAACAUUGGAUUUAUGUGAGUGAUGACAGUGAUCGUAUAUUCUCUGUUUCGUUUAAAACCAUUGAUUUUUAAGAUUUCCAAAUUUUUGCUCUAAUAAUUAUAGAUGAUAUACAUAAUUCCUAUGAAUUUACAGAGCAUUAGAAGAUCUGGAUCCAGUUGUUGUUGCCCUGCAAAGAGAAAUUCAAAGUGGAAACCUUCCGCGAGAUCAUAUUUUCUAUAAGAUGCUUGCAAAUGCUUUAGAGUUUGCACAAAAGUCGGGCGACCCUCAAACGCAAUUUAGCCACAGCAAGGACGUUACAUUAUUCACUGAAACUCUCGCAUUCCAUGGCAAGGACAGGGUUAUGAAUUUAUUGUGUGGUCCGGGUUUCAAGGGACAGCAAAAAGGUGGAAAGUAUACUUUCCAUUGGAAUGAUUGGAACCUUCCUUUUGUUCCUUCAAAAUCUACUAGGAACAAAGAAAAGGCAGGAUAUGCGACAAAGAGUGGUAUAAUCAAAAGUCUUUUAAUAACCUUUCUGCUAAUUGUGCAGUUGGAAGAAAGUAAUGUGGUUCCUUUAGUAGACUUUUGCCAAGUCUUCGUACCAUUCCAGUUAGUUUUGCUACCGAUGGAAUUGCUAUCAAACCGGGUCUACAGUUUGAUACACGCGUGAAGAACCUUGUAGGACUUCUUUUUCCAGUCGAUCUGGACUAUGUCAAAAUGAAUCCGUCCCCCAAACCAGAGGGCCUUAAGACAGAGUUUGUUACUGAAGUCAAUUGUGAAAAUGUCACCUCACUCGAUAAUCGAUUAUCCCUUCCUGUUGCGUUAGAAUAUAGCGGAAAACGUGUCUCUGGAGAUGAUAAAGUGGAUACAAUAAACAAACGGGUUAAGCAGCUGCAGAUCUAUCUUCGAUGUUUAAUGCAAGACAUAACAACAGAAAUGAACGUCAUUGCAACUUUAGGAGAAUCAUGCACAAGCCAUUGCUCAGGUACAUAGUAUAUUAUUGCUUCAUAUAUACCGGUAGUAUUUAAAAAUCGCCGUCGUACAUUUAUAGGAGAGUCAUUAGCUUGGUUUGAAAACAGUUUUGUUCACUCUUUUCGUUUUAGAAUGCUUGGAGUGUCAAUCAGUCUGUCCAACUUGUUAUGAGAAGGGACACAAAUUCAUAGACAGUGUAUUGCGUGCCUGUGACCGAUGUCUGGAAUCCGGGUCCAAAUGUGUGAAGCUGCUUGUUCUAGUGUGGACAGCAGAUUGA
This is a messenger RNA of Paramuricea clavata, 1312 nucleotides long. The record is from the annotation of a GenBank genome assembly. Lineage: Eukaryota; Metazoa; Cnidaria; Anthozoa; Malacalcyonacea; Plexauridae.